GUUUGACAGUUGUGAGGUUCAGCAGCGUGGAGUAGUUCAACCUGCAGCUCAAACAGUGUACGUUUGAACUAUAGUCUCGAGAAACCAGUCGUACCAGGGAAAGUCACCAGGCUUUAUUCAAGACUUUUAGUUUAUAGCUUUUCGUGGCGAGUUAGAGAUUUACUUCCUACCUGUGAAGGAGCUGUCCUGUUUUAUUCGUCUAGCCAGUGCGGCUUCCUCCGGUACUGUGAGCAAGCUGGAUUCCCGCAGCUCCUCACCAUGUCUGGCGGGUUAUAGAUAUUCCAUGGAGCAACCAAACCUCUAUGAGGUCGCCCCACGAUCCAUAAUGACCAGCCAAGUCCAGAGUCAGAGUCAGCAAAGCGCCUACUGCUACAAAGACCCCUCCGCUGCUGGACCCGUCGCCGGAGCAGGAGGAGACCUCGGCGAGAUGUGUGAGAACGAAAACUCCAUUGACAUCAGCGCCUACAUCGACCCAGCAGCCUUCAACGACGAGUUCCUGGCUGAUCUAUUCCACAACAGCUCGAAGCAAGAGAAACUCAAGCUGGCGAACAGUGAGUACGAAUCCUACCCCCACGGGGUGAGCUCUGGCCCGGGGGCGCACCACCAACAGCACCAGCAGCAGCAGCACCAGCACCAGCAGCAGCAGGGCUAUGGUUGUAUGCCCGGGUAUAUGGACACAUCUAAACUUGAACCCAUUUACGACACCCAGUCGACGAGAAUCAGACCUGUGGCGAUAAAGCAAGAGCCCAGAGAAGAAGACGAAAUUAGCCAUUCUAUGCCCCCCACCUACCACCAUUCCCACCAGCAUCUCCCACAGCACCUAUCCCAUCUCCAGUACCAGAUUGCGCACUGCGCUCAGACAACCAUGCAUCUCCAACCGGGACACCCGACGCCUCCACCGACUCCCGUUCCGAGCCCACACCACAGGGAUGGCAGCAUGUCCUCCGUUGGAUCCAUGAAGAUGAUGGGACGCGACGAACGAGACCGGGACCGAGACCGGGGUAAAUCCAAAAAGCGCGUCGACAAGGCCAGCACGGAGUACCGUUUGAGGCGUGAGAGGAACAACGUCGCGGUGAGGAAGAGUAGAGACAAGGCGAAAAUGCGCAAUGUAGAGACGCAGCAUAAAGUGGUAGAACUGGCGUCGGACAACGAAAGACUACGGAAGAGAGUGGAACAUCUUACCCGAGAACUGGACACAUUAAGGGGCAUCUUCAGACAACUUCCCGAUGGAUCUUUCAAACCCAUGGCCAACUGCCAGUGAACACGGACUAGAGUGGCUUUUUUUACAUGAUGACUUUUAAACACUUACUUGUACACGUCUCCUGGGUAUAGCCUGCCGCGCUAUAGAUUCAUCUGACAGAUUGUGACUGCAACAGUUUGUUUCUUUAAGGAGAGACAGGGCAGCUGAGGUACACAUGCCUUCUGUACUUAAACAAUAAGCUCAUUUCUCCACGUUUGAACAGUGGACCUGUGUGUGUGUGUGUGUGUGUGUGUGUGUGUGUGUGUGUGUGUGUGUGUGUGUGUGUGUGUGUGCGUGUGCGUGUGCGUGUGUGUGUGUGUGUGUGUGUGUGUGUGUGUGUGUGUGUGUGUGCCUUUUAUUAUAUAACAUUGUGUGUUAAGCCACGCAACAACCACAUAUCAGUGCAGCUGAAGGCGCAAAGGAACAAUAAUCACUAGCCUGCUCGAUGUUCAUGUUUUAACGUUAAACAUCUCAAUACUGUGUUCUUGCCUUACUAAACUAAACAUUUGUGCAUUUGACUUAUAGAGCUUACAGUAUAUUAUUAAACUGUAAAGUGCACACAGCUUUCCAAAUAAGUAAUUUUUUUUUUUUUGCAAAGCAAAAAAAUAUAUAUAAAAAAUCUGAGCGGUGAUCAGAAUGUUUCCCAUUUCUUGGUGUUCAGACAGGAAGCCCAUAUAAGGUACAGAGAUAGCAUUAUAUAUCCUGUCUGCUGUGUUCAGCAUUCACACAUCGGGGAGAUCUAUGGACUGAAUUAAAUGCCACAGCAAACGACUGCAAAUGUGUUCUACUGUGGUGCCUGCUUCUUCACGAGCCGUUUUGUUGCGUGCGCUAUAUAUGUCUUCAAAAUACAACCGAAUGAGGCACAUUGUAUUUCUUCCAUACGUUUGGGUACUAAUCUGAACACGCCUCUCAGUGUAAAUAAAACUCUUUAUAAACUCAAAGUAUAGCUUUGUAUUUAUGUAUUAUUGAUUAAAAAAAUAAAAUGUGAAAAGGGUUCCUCUUCACUCUUAGAAAAAAGGGUUUCCAAAAGGGUUCUUCGGCUGUCUCCAUAGGAGAACCGUUUUUGGUUCCAGGUAAAACCCUUUUCUGUUCCAUGUACUGUAGAACCCUCUGUGGAAAGAGUUCUACAUGGAACCCAAAACGGUUCUACUUGGAACCAAAAGGGUUCUACCUGGAAUCAACAAGGGUUCUUCAAAAAGGUUCUAGAUUGCACCUUUUUUUUCUUUCAAAGAAAGUAUAGCUAUGCAAUGUUUGUUGCCCUCGUCUUCUGUCUGAUGGUUUCACACGAAGAAGAUCAACCCUUUGACCUGUUUUCUCACUGGUUGAGCUGUGAAAUACUGUUUGAAGCUUGCUUCUCCACAGUGGCAACUCGCCUGUCACUGUUCUUUCCCCCGAGCAGCCUUCCUGCAAGCCUGAUGUCAUCCUUCAGUGCCUUUUGACUUCUCUCUCUCUCUGUGAAGUAAGACUUUGGACUUUUACCACUGGCUGAGACUUCUUGGAUUCUAUACAUGUUCUAGAAUGUUCUAGACUCUUAUUGGAUUCUAUACAUGUUCUAGACUCUUAUUGGAUUCUAUACAUGUUCUAGACUCUUAUUGGAUUAUAUACAUGUUCUAGAAUGUUCUAGACUCUUUUUGGAUUCUAUACAUGUUCUAGAAUGUUCUAGACUCUUAUUGGAUUCUAUUCAUCAAAUGCCACGAUAUAGAGACUUUACAUUAAGGAAAAGGAAGCACUUUUUUGUAGUUUAUUUUUUACAAACUGCUAUUGCCAAUGUUAUAGAAAAAAUGUUUAAAUUGUAAAAUGAACCUAUAUGAUAAAUGCCAAAAAAAAGUAUGAAUUUUAAUAAAAGAGCAUCGUCUCAUAUGAACA
This is a messenger RNA of Salvelinus fontinalis (brook trout), 3106 nucleotides long. RefSeq names its product CCAAT enhancer binding protein alpha (gene cebpa). The transcript has a single exon. Gene Ontology annotation, molecular function: DNA-binding transcription factor activity, RNA polymerase II-specific; RNA polymerase II cis-regulatory region sequence-specific DNA binding. NCBI's taxonomy places the organism in Eukaryota, Metazoa, Chordata, Actinopteri, Salmoniformes, Salmonidae. The record is from RefSeq and is a predicted model, not a curated record. Gene Ontology annotation, biological process: DNA-templated transcription; regulation of transcription by RNA polymerase II; myeloid cell differentiation. The coding region runs from base 284 to 1261 and encodes 325 amino acids.